Messenger RNA from Radiomyces spectabilis, 1723 nucleotides. RefSeq lists its product as uncharacterized. The coding region runs from base 29 to 1381 and encodes 450 amino acids. The record is from RefSeq and is a predicted model, not a curated record. Lineage: Eukaryota; Fungi; Mucoromycota; Mucoromycetes; Mucorales; Radiomycetaceae. The transcript has 4 exons.
ACUUUACUUACUUUUUUGCACGAAAAAUAUGUCUGCUACUCAAGAAACUACUGCCACUGAGCCUACUGUCACUUCUCCUACUCCCGCUCCUGCCGCUGCUGAGCCCGAAGCUGUGGCUCCUGCUACCACUGCUCCUGUUGUAGUUGAGGAACAGAAACCUUCUGAGAACGUCCAGACCACCGCCGAACCAUCCAAGGAGCCAGAGCAACCCAACUCUGAAGAAUCCAAGGAUGCCACUGCCCCUGCUGCUGUUCCCGAACGCUCAUCAUCACCUGCCAGAUCAGGUACGAAGCGUCUUUCCAUGUUCCUCAACAAGGCCAAGAAAUCCUUUUCUGGUGACAAGGCCGUUCCCGCGGAAGAAGUCAAGCCGUCUUCUGAAACACCUGCUCCUGUGGUUGAAGAGAACAACGAAUCUACUACUCCUGAACCCGCUACCACAGCCGAUUCGACCGAAGCCGCGCCUACUUCUGCUGCUGCCUCACCUGAACCUGCCAAGUCAGAACCGUCUCACGAAGAAAAGAGAAAAUCUCGAUUCCUCAACGGCAUUUUUAGCCGUAGCAAGAGCCCUUCCAAGGAAGACACCAAGCACAAACACGAAGAAAAGAAGGAACAGGAAGCCUCCGCUCCAGUCACCGGCGAAGCGGCUGCAUCUGUCGUUGACAAUGAGCCUGCUACCACUGCUACUACCGCGGAAACGGCCGAAGAAACCAACAAUAACGAAGCUUCUGCUACUGCCGAACCUGCGACUGCUGAAGCUACCGAAUCUCAGUCUGCUACUGCCGCUCCAGCUUCACCCAAGCCCAGCAAGGAAACCAACGUGAUCGAUCAGAUCAAACGUCACUCAUUUGUGAAUAAGUUCUUUGGUCACAAACACAAAAAGGAUCAUGACGCACCCAAGUCGACCACUACUCCUGAAUCAAAUGAAGCUGCCAAUGAGCCGGAAACGGAAGUUGCUGCUGGUGUACCUGAAGUUCCUAUUGAACCUGCCGCUGCUGAACCUGCCGCUGCUGCUGCUGAACCUGUUGAACCCGCCUCUGAACAAAAGGCUACGACCACCAAGGAAGAAAAGCCGAGCUCUCGACCCAGCUCUCCUUUGGGUCGUCGUUUGACACAGAUGCUUCGUGGUUUCCCCAAAAAGGAUAAGAAGGAAAAGGAAAAAGCCGAUAAGCCUGCUUCUCGUGAAGAACCGGUGGCCGAAGAAACUUCGGCUCCAGUAGAUGCUGCAACCAAAGACUUGCCUCCCAAUCCCGAAGGUGCCGAGCCCAGUGCCAAGACCACCGAAGAAUCGGCCACGAAGCCUGUUGAACAAGAAAACAAGGAAGUCAAGAACACCGUGGAAGCCGCUGCCACCUCGGCACCUGCUGUUGAAGCUUCAGCAUAAAUGACAGGUAUUGGAUGGCACUCUCUCUUGUCUUCCUUAUCGAUCAGUGAUCCGUCAACCUUUCAAAUGAUUAUUAUUAUACUAUUUUCGCUCUUUUCUUUUCAUCUUCCUUCUUUGCUUAUUUUACUUUGCGCUUAUUUUUAAAUUUCAGUAAUUCAUUCAAUCUAUACUUUUUAUUAUUAUUGUUAUUUUCUUCUUUCCUUUCCUUUCUUUUACAGCUUUUACUUUAUUUUCACCCAUUAAUGCCUUUUGGCUCAAUAAAGUUACACUAAUGAUCAAAAAAAUUUUCUCUCCCAAAAAUAAAAACGUUGCCCUAUUGCACCGGUUUUAGCAAUGUACCAC